UCCCAACAUGCACAGUCCUGGACCCGACUCUUCCAGAAGGGGCAGCAAGAACAGGCCACAGAAAGAACAAUCCCAGCAAUGGCAGCAAGGUGUGCUCUUUCUGCCCCAUCCAGCGUGGUUCGCCAACCCCUCUACGGCAACAAGCUCGCCAAGAAUCUCACUCCAUGCCUGCCGUCGCCAAGAGCCGUGAGGGUGAGAGUGAAUGCUGCAAAGCUUCCUCCAGGGGUUGAGGUGCCCAGGGUGCAGCCGAAGCUGAGCGAGCCCUUCUUGGGGUUCACCCAGACUGCCGAGAUCUGGAACUCCAGGGCCUGCAUGAUGGGCCUCAUCGGCACCUUCAUCGUGGAGCUGGUGCUGAACAAGGGGAUUCUUCAGAUAAUUGGGGUGGAGGUGGGGAAGGGCCUCGACCUUCCUCUUUAAUUGCCAUUGGCAAAGCUGAUUGCAAGCCUUACUCUCUCUCUCUCUCUCUUUUGAAACCUAGGAGUACCUAUUAUAUUGCUCUAAACAUUAUUCUGUCGAAUAUAGAUACUCAUGCAAUUCUGUUGCGUAACCAUAUGACAGAGUUUUUUAAGUUCUCAAA
Messenger RNA from Panicum virgatum (switchgrass), 577 nucleotides. RefSeq names its product light-harvesting complex-like protein OHP1, chloroplastic. The transcript has 3 exons. NCBI's taxonomy places the organism in Eukaryota, Viridiplantae, Streptophyta, Magnoliopsida, Poales, Poaceae. Bases 79 to 417 code for a protein of 112 amino acids. The record is from RefSeq and is a predicted model, not a curated record.